This is a messenger RNA of Daucus carota subsp. sativus, 3343 nucleotides long. Its product is annotated as probable LRR receptor-like serine/threonine-protein kinase RPK1. The coding region runs from base 259 to 3231 and encodes 990 amino acids. The record is from RefSeq and is a predicted model, not a curated record. Lineage: Eukaryota; Viridiplantae; Streptophyta; Magnoliopsida; Apiales; Apiaceae. Gene Ontology annotation, molecular function: protein kinase activity; protein binding; ATP binding. Gene Ontology annotation, biological process: protein phosphorylation. The transcript is spliced from 2 exons.
UCCCCAUACACUAGCCACAGACAAUGAAUUGUGCAAAAAAAAAACUGUUACUGUUUGUGAUAGUUGAAACACUCAACUGCUCAAGAAAAAUACACAAGAAUUGGAGAAAGAAGCCAAGUCUUUAUCUUUUUCUUUACUAUUUCAUCAUAAAGUUUAGUUUUUUGAUUGAUAACUAAAACCCUCAAUAGUGUUAAAUUUACAGCCUUUUGAUGUUUCUAGUUAUGGGUUUUCAGUUUACUUAGUGAUCAAAUCAAGAAAAUGGAGUGUUUUGAAACAAGACGGUGGAGAUCAGUUGUUGAAACCUUAAGUUUGUUUAAUGUAAUUGUACUGUUCUACUUUGUUUAUUCAGUUUCAGCAGAAGUUUUGCAUGAAAAACUGGUUUUAUUGGAGUUCAAGAACUCGGUUUCCGACCCAUCUGGUAUUCUCUCCAGCUGGAGAAGUGACAGUUUCAACUAUUGUUCCUGGUAUGGAAUCACAUGCAGUUCAGAUUCUAGGAUUGUGGAGCUGAAGAUACCUGGUGGUAAAGGAGGUAAUGUUUUCGAUGCUCCUUGCUUGAGUUCUUCAGAAUUUGUAUUGCACGGAUAUGGAUACAAAAGGAAUUGUUCUGAUAGGACUGGUAAGUUGGUUGGGAAAUUGCCGCGAGUUAUUGGUAAGUUAUCAGAGCUUAGGGUUUUAUCGCUUCCUUUCAAUGAACUUAGUAGUGAACUUCCUAGCGAAAUCUGGGGUUUAAAAAAUAUUGAGGUACUUGAUCUUGAAGGGAAUGAAAUUACUGGGAAUUUGUCUGGUGGUUUUGACAAUUUUAGGAGACUGCAGGUGUUGAACCUCAGUUUUAAUAGAAUUAAUGGGGAAAUCCCGAAUUCUCUUUCAGAAUGCAGGGGCCUGCAAGUUUUGAAUUUAGCUAAUAAUAAGAUAGAGGGAAAGAUUCCGCGAUACAUUAGUAACUAUGUGAAGUUGAAAGAACUUUACCUGUCAUAUAACUUGUUAAAGGGAUCGAUUCCUGAUAAAUUGGUGAAAAACUGUGGGAGUCUCGAACAUAUAGAUUUGUCUGGUAAUUAUCUGAUUGGAAGAAUUCCUCGCGGUUUUGGUAAAUGUAGCCAAUUAAGAACACUUUUGUUGUUUUCUAAUGCAUUUGAGGGUGUUAUUCCACCUGAACUUGGUAGACUUAAUAAGCUUGAAGUAUUGGAUGUAUCAGGAAAUAGCCUCCAUGGUCGUAUCCCGGCAAUGCUUGGGAAAAACCUGCUUUUCCUUAAUUUGAGUUCAAACAGGAUAAGUGGGCACCUCGAUGUAAAACUUCCAGUUUCCUGUAUGAUUGUGUUUGAUAUUAGUUCAAACUUAAUGUCAGGACUGAUUCCCAGUUUCAACAAAUCUACUUGCAAUUCUUUACCCUCUUCUAAUUUGCGCGGCCUUCUGCAAUCUCCCAGGCUAUCCUCUGCGCGUGUUUCAUCUUUUACAUGCAAGACACUUUCCAGAAAUCCUGCGGCGUUUUCAAGUGUGAGCUUUUCAGUUAUUCAUGAUUUCAGCCGAAAUAACUUCAGUGGUCAAAUCCCACUACUUCCAGUAACCCCUGAAAGACUACAGAAUGAUGUCGAAUAUGCAUUUCUUGCUAGUGGAAAUAAGCUCACUGGUCCAUUACAUGACUUGCUCGGUAACUGUAACGAAUUUUUCAGAAUGAUCAUAAAUGUUUCAGGAGGAAUUCCUCUCAGUAUCGGAAAUUUAAGCUCACUUGUUAAGCUCGACUUGAGUUGGAACAAGUUGCAAGGCCAGGUUCCAUAUGAUCUAAGCCUCAUGAAGAAUCUCAGGUAUCUAUCCUUGGCAGGUAACCACCUAGAUGGAACCAUACCUUCUACAUUUGCACAGUUAACAUCUCUCCGAUGUUUAGAACUUUCGUCAAACUCUUUUUCUGGUGAAAUUCCCCUAGGUCUACUCAACUUAAGCAACCUGACUGUUCUAUUGCUCAAUAACAAUGAACAUGAGUUGUCAGGUAAGAUCCCUUUCAAGUUGUCAAAUACCAGGUCGCUUGCCAAUUGUGACAUUCUACUUGAUAAUAUGAGUGGUAGCAACUUUCUUAGAAAUCCUUCUCUUCGACGAGCUACUUUAUCUUCAAAUCCUUCAGGCGAUGAAAGAGAUAAUUCUGUGGCAUAUCCAGCAGCAAGUGGUUCUAAGAACUCGAGUAAAGGAUUUAGUUCUACCGAGUUGGUUUUAAUAAUACCUGCAUCUGCAAUUGUCGGUAUACUUCUGUGUCUAGUCAUCCUCUUCUACUUUAUAAGAAAAAAUACUCCAAAUUCGAGAGCUCAUGUUUCUGUCUCUUCUGAGAGAAAGGAUAUUGUAGUUUUUAAGGAUAUGGGGAUCCCACUGACUUAUGAAAGUAUUGUUGAGGCAACAGCAAACUUUAAUGGAAACCAUUGCAUAGGAUAUGGGGGUUUUGGUGCCACUUACAGGGCUGAAGUUGCCCCAGGAAUCAUCGUAGCAGUAAAGAGACUCACCGUAGAAAGAUGCCAAGGUGUUCCACAGUUUGAUGCUGAGGUAGGUAUCCUUGGAAGUAUAGAACACCUGAACCUCAUAACGUUAAUCGGUUAUCAUGCCAGUGAAGCUGAGAUGUUCCUCAUUUAUAAUUAUCUUCCUGGGGGUAAUUUGGAGCAGUAUAUUCAAAAACGAUCCGAAAGGGCUAUCAACUGGAAAAUCCUUCACAAGAUUGCUCUGAACGUUGCCAAUGCACUUGCUUACCUUCAUGACCACUGUAAUCCACGUGUUCUACAUCGCGACAUCAAGCCAAGCAAUGUACUGCUGGAUGAUGAAUACAACGCCUACUUAUCUGAUUUUGGCUUGUCGAGGCUUCUGGGAAUCUCUGAUACCCACGCAACAACAAGUGUUGCAGGAACAUAUGGUUAUGUUGCUCCAGAAUAUGCGCUCACUGGUCGUUUAUCUGAGAAAACCGAUGUCUACAGCUACGGUGUGAUGCUUCUUGAGUUGAUAUCCGACAAGAAAGCUCUGGAUCCUUCUUUUUCAUCGUAUGGAAAUGGCUUUACAAUCGUAUCAUGGGCAUUGAUGCUGCUGGAAAGAAGCCAGGAAAUUGAGUUUUUUGCGGCUGGUCUUUGGGAAGGAGCUCCACAGAACCAUCUUGUUAAUACUCUAAAGUUGGCACUUGGAUGUUCAGCUGAGAUCAAAGCUACCAGGCCUGCAAUGAGACAAGUUGUUGAUAUACUAACGAGAUUUACACCUGCUCCGGGGUAGAUGAUACACUCGAUAGACUCCAUAGUUAAAUAUAAAGAGAACAUCAGAAUUAUAACUGUUGCAACCGAAUAAAAAAAUUUCCAACCUGUAUUUGAUGUCUAUGUUACCCGCU